This is a messenger RNA of Orbilia oligospora ATCC 24927, 1458 nucleotides long. RefSeq lists its product as uncharacterized. Gene Ontology annotation, molecular function: nucleic acid binding; tRNA-intron lyase activity. Gene Ontology annotation, biological process: tRNA splicing, via endonucleolytic cleavage and ligation; tRNA-type intron splice site recognition and cleavage. The transcript has a single exon. Gene Ontology annotation, cellular component: tRNA-intron endonuclease complex. Lineage: Eukaryota; Fungi; Ascomycota; Orbiliomycetes; Orbiliales; Orbiliaceae. Bases 1 to 1458 code for a protein of 485 amino acids. The record is from RefSeq and is a predicted model, not a curated record.
AUGGCUGACACGUCGGCCAAUGGUGCAGCGACGGCAGCUGCUACCGCCGCUAUUGGAUCUCCGUUGAAUAAACCUCCACAUUCGGCGAAGCCGAAACGGCCUAAUUAUAAUGUUAUCCAUGCAGACCCACUACCGGUCGUGCUGUAUCACUCUCCAACGUUGAUACCCCAUAAUCCUAUAUCUCUAUUACAUCAUCUUUAUCUUUACUUCUUCCCUCCGGUUCAAUCUCACAAAGUCACAUACAUCGGUGUCUUCUCCCCGGUUACAAUGUCCGUCGAGAUCAGGGAUCCUACUGCGGUAUUGGACCUAUGGAAUAAGGGGUUCUGGGGUAAAGGUAGCUUGAGCAGGAGUGAGCCUACAUGGCUUAACCGGGAGAUGCGACGAUUGGGUGAUACCCAAGUUGGGGAGACGUCCGAAGAAAUCACCCGACGUAGACGAGACCAGAGAAAAGAGAUGAAAAAGGAGAGGGCAAGGAAGGAGAAAGAAGAACUGCAAAAGAUUAAAGAGGCUGAGGCGAAGAAUAAUGAGGACACUGGAUCUGUAUCGAAUGGGAAACCUAUCAUUGCAGAUUCAAAGGUCGUUGUGGAGCUUGAGACGGAGAUAAAGGGACUUGAUGAGACUGUCACUGAACCCUCCCAUCCGAGCGUACCCACCGAGGAGGCAGGGUUGCCCACACCUCCACCGUCGUCUGACGAACUCAAUACUUCCGACGGCGAGUCGAAAACGGACAUUGUGAACAUUGGGUCCGAGACCCUACCCGUCUCAGUUCCGCCUACCUCUGAUUCGCCACCUGCUCAACCCGCAAAGGUCGUCCGCUUCGAUAGCAAUACCUCAACAAAGGAGAUUCCAGUUGAGAAGAAGGUUAUUGUUCAGAAUCAGGAACACUUGCAAUUGAUGCUUUCGGAGGCCUUUUUCCUGGCGUACGCUCUGGGUGUACUCUCCGUGACUACGGCAGAUUCUCCCAAGCCAUUAUCUCUCCCAGAGAUCUUCAAGCUCUUUCUGCGCCACUCGAUUUUCCCACCGCUUCCUGAAUCUUCCAUAUCCCUGACAAACUUCAACCCCGAUAACUCCUUCCUGAUCAACUAUGUGGUUUAUCAUCACUUCCGAUCGCUCGGUUGGGUCGUUAAGUCUGGUGUGAAGUUUUCAGUUGACUAUCUCCUUUACAAACGCGGCCCAGUGUUCUCGCACGCUGAGUUUGCUAUUCUGAUAAUACCCAGCUACAGUCGCUGGGAAGGAAAAGAGGAAAACGUCGGAAGAGAGUGGUACUGGUUGCAUAGUAUCACUCGUGUGAAUAGUCAGGUAAAAAAGACUGUUGUGCUGGUGUACGUCGAUGUUCCAACGGCCGAUGAAGUAAAAGGCUGGGAUUGCGAAACGGAUGGGUUGAAGACAGUUCUUGGGAAGUAUAGGAUCAGAGAAGUGGCGCUUAGAAGAUGGAUCCCAGGGAGGAAUAGAGAGUGA